CGUUUUGCGCUAUUGCUAAGCUACGUCAGCUACCACUUUGCAGAUAUGCUUACUGCUGUGCGGUGUAUGCUGUCUAAGCUGGUUUCUCCAUUGUGGAGGACAGUAGAGGUGGAUGGAGAAGACAUUUUCUCCGGCACACCAGGCAUGGAGGACAUUCGCCACCUGCGGAGCAGUGUGGUAACCCAGCUGUGCCUUGACUAUGGCAUGAUAGACGAUGCGAUCUACUUCACAAGUGGAGAGGUGUUGGGCGGGAUGCCACUGAAAGAAGGUGACCUGGUGAACUGCAUAGCAGUAAGAGAUAGUGCCCAAGGGGGGUGGAAAGCUGUAAGGGUGGAGAAGAGUGCCGAUGCUUGGGAGGAUGGAGGAAGUACCUCCCUAGAAGCUGACAAUAUGCAGCUGCGGCCUCUCGUUGGCACAGUCACAUCAUUUGAUGGAGAUGGCGGCUACAUAAACCAGACCACAUACUUCCCACGCUACAGUCUUUGGGAAGGUUAUCAACCAAUGAAAGGAGACUGGGUCCAAGCAAAAUAUUUUAUCAAUCCUACCCAGUGGACCACCCAGGCUCAUUCUGUCGCCCCUUUACGCUAUAGCCGCCUAGACCGGGUGUGUGUGACCAGCAUGUAUGGUAAAAAUGGAGUGGUGGAGGACAGUGUAUUCUUCAGCCUGGACUCCCUGCUGCUGCCUGCCCACUACCAGCCUUUGCCAGGGCACCUGGUCAACCUGGUAAUGGUGGAGAGCAGUCAGUCCCUCUACUGUUGGAGGGCCCUGUGCAUGGCACCCUGCCUUCAGAGUGUGAAUUUUUCUGCUACAGCUCUCCCAGAAGCUGAACUCCAGAGCAUUUUGGAAAACAAAGGGGGGCUGGAUGUAACAGACUAUGGCCAGUUUGGAGAUCUGAUGAUAGGGGAGCAACAAGAGCUGGUGCUCUGGAUACAAAACAAAGGCUCAGAGACCCACAGGCUGAAGUGCUGUGACUUUUCUGGCUGGGACUCAAAAGAACAGUUCACCCUGGUAACUGUCAAAGGGUCCACACCACUGAGACAGAAACGACAGCCUUUGCAAGAAAACUGCUCAGAGUCUUCAGAAAAACAAGUCAGUGAUGUGAAAGAGGUAGACAAAGAAAAUGGUGAGGUGCUGAAGGAGACUAUCCAUCUCCCUGGUGUAAGGAGAGAGGAAAUGGAGGUGGAUAUUCCACCAGGAGAGAGGCUGUCUAUUGUAGUAGCCUGCCAAGCAAAGAGCCUGGGAAGCUGUGCUGAGCUGCUGUUGCUGCACUUCUCCUCUUUCACCAUUGGGAGGCGCCUGGAGGUCACAGUGGGCAGUGAAGAGGAGAACCUGCUGCAGCCCUUUGUGCCCUACAGUCCCAGUGAUGCAGAUGUACGGCCGCUUUCAACAAUGCCUACUCACGUGAUCACUGUCUCUGCUCCAAAAGACACACCAAGGCUUACUAAGCGGCGGCUGCCAAACUUCCUACCUAACUACCCAGUUCCCCAGGCUCUCAGAGACUGUGUGGAGGCACAGAGCGACGUGCUGGUAGUUCAGCCCUGUCUAGGAGAGGUGCUGUCACCAUCCAACAUGCAUUCACGUUUCUCAACACUUAUCUGGCUGGAAGAGCUGCAUGCAGAGAGGGAACUGAGAGAAUUCACAAUCAACGGGGCCAUUCUCAGGAAAGGAGCGGUCUACCUGCACCUAGAGGUCCUUGGUUUGGCCGAAGGCAGACCCAAUCUCAAUAUAGGUGACAGAAUAGUAUUGAAGAAACCGCGAAGUGACGGUGUGGUAAUGGAGUAUGUUGGUUAUGUCACAGAGAUCAAUGAUGAGGAUGUGAGUUUGAGAGUGAACUCAGACUUUCAGCGCAGCUACCUCGGAGAGCCACUUGAUGUUGAGUUUUCUUACAACAGACUGACCAUGAGGCGAUGUCACAACGCACUUGACCAGACAAAACAGUUUGGGGAGAUUCUCUUCCCCUCUAGAGUGACUGUUCAGACCCCUCAGUGGACAGGAAAGUGGAUAGAUGAGUCAGGCCAAAACAAAACAAUGGAGGACAAUGAGGCUCCAGCCAUGGAAAAUGGAAAGGUGUCAAGCAUUUCCAUCAACAUGAAGUCAAAGGCCACACAGACUAAAGAUGGUAGACUGCCAUCCAAACCCAUCCCCAGCAAAGGGCACUUCUUUAACCCGGACCUGAACCCCCCUCAGAGAGAGGCAGUGAAGAGGAUCCUGGCAGGAGAAUGUCGACCCAUUCCUUAUGUGUUGUUUGGACCUCCAGGCACUGGAAAGACCAUCACCCUCAUAGAGGCCAUACUACAGGUUUACCACUUUAUGCCCAGUAGUCGGGUACUCGUAUGUACUCCUUCCAACAGUGCUGCCGACCUCAUCUGCAUCCGCCUACAUCACAGUGGCUUCCUGCAUGCUGCAAGUUUGGCCCGUGUCAACGCAUCCAGUAGGCAGGACGAGUCCAUCCCAGAAGUGCUGAGACUGUACUCGAGGGCAGGAGAGGACAUCCGUCAUGCCUCUUUUCACAGGAUUGUGGUCAGCACCUGCUCCAGCGCUGGCAUGUUUCAUAAUAUAGGACUACAAGUGGGACAUUUUACCCACCUGUUUCUGGAUGAAGCCGGCCAGGCCACAGAACCAGAGUCCCUGAUCCCCAUGAGUCUUGUAUCAGAGAGAGAUGGACAGAUAGUGUUGGCCGGAGACCCCUGUCAGUUGGGUCCAGUAGUGAAGUCCAAGCUGGCCACUGCCUUUGGCCUGGGGGUGUCUUUGUUGGAGAGGCUGAUGGCCAAUCCACUGUACUCCAGACAGGACUGGGGAUACAACCCUAAGCUGGUGACUAAGCUGAUGUACAACUACCGUUCUCAUGAGGCCUUGCUCACGCUGCCCUCCAAGCUCUUCUACCAGGGCGAACUAUGUUUUAAAGCCCCCAGGGCCAUAGUAGACUCUCUCUGCCAUUGGAAAACCCUGCCCAAAAAAGGUUUCCCACUCCUCCUCCAUGGAGUUAGGGGCACAGAAAUGAGGGAAGGUAACAAUCCAUCGUGGUUCAACCCAGUGGAGGCUGUACAGGUCAUGCUCUACUGCUGCCAGCUGGCCAAGAAGCUCUACAACCCUGUGGAUGCAUCUGACAUUGGCAUCAUUGCCCCCUACAAGAAACAAUGUGAGAAGAUUCGAGUGCUGCUGGGUAAAGUAGGCCUGUCUGACAUCAAAGUGGGCUCUGUGGAGGAGUUCCAAGGACAAGAGUUCCUGGUCAUCAUCAUGUCUACGGUGCGCUCUAAUGAAUCAGUUGAGACGGAUGAUUUGCAGAGUGUACUCGGCUUUCUGGCCAACCCCAAACGCUUCAACGUGGCCGUGACUCGUCCCAAAGCCCUGCUCUUAAUUGUUGGAAACCCCCACAUUCUCAUUAGGGAUCCAUGCUUCAGGGCUCUACUGCAGUACUGUUUCAUCAACGGGGCAUAUCUGGGCUGUGACCCCCCUCCCUCCCUAAGAGACUCUCAGAUAGUUGCAGAGGAGCAAAAGAGUGCAUAAGAGGACGAUGCAGUCAUGGAUGGUGUCCCUCAUCUCCGUCAGCCUGACUGUCUUAUUGUGUUCGAAGUAUUUUUUUCACAUUUCCUUGGCUUCUCUGUUUGCAAAGUGAGCUAUGAUCAGUGUUAACUGAAUUGGUCUGAAAAGUGGUUUCAUUCUGUGAAAGCCAAAUGCAAUUCCACUCGGGGAUAGAAAUAACGAUGAAGCUGUACACUGCGCAAUUAUUUCUGUGUUCUGUGAUUACUAAGAUGAUGUGCUUGACUGUGCAUAAGAUUUUUCAAUUAAACUGUCACAGAUUAUGGGUAAAUUAUUGUGAAUUGCAUCAUAGCAGCUCCACUGUGCCAAGGAUGUAUAAUAAUGCUACUAAAAUGAUUUGAAUGGCAUUGGCCUGAUUUUACCAGCACAAUUUCCCAGUGCUUUAGUAUCAGCUUUUUGUUGAGAACGUGAAGUUAGACAAAAGACAACAUUUUAACUUCUAUUAUGUUGAGUGCAUUACCCUGGUUUAGCAUACGGAGUCGAUCCACAGAUGUCUGUAGUUUCCGGGAGCAAGUUGUCUGCUCCCCGCGGCGUGGCAGCGUCUGCCCACAAGGCCCGGAGACUGGAUGUGACAAUUGAGUGCUACUGACAGUCUGCACAGGGACUGUCAGUCCUACUGGAGCCCAGCAGGAUGGAGGGGGGGGUAGGGGAAGAGAAAAGA
This is a messenger RNA of Siniperca chuatsi (mandarin fish), 4201 nucleotides long. RefSeq names its product Mov10 like RISC complex RNA helicase 1 (gene mov10l1). The coding region runs from base 46 to 3507 and encodes 1153 amino acids. The transcript is spliced from 27 exons. Gene Ontology annotation, molecular function: helicase activity. The record is from RefSeq and is a predicted model, not a curated record. Lineage: Eukaryota; Metazoa; Chordata; Actinopteri; Centrarchiformes; Sinipercidae.